This is a messenger RNA of Trichogramma pretiosum, 4484 nucleotides long. It is a transcript of the gene FMRFaR, whose product is annotated as FMRFamide receptor. Bases 658 to 2166 code for a protein of 502 amino acids. Gene Ontology annotation, biological process: G protein-coupled receptor signaling pathway. Gene Ontology annotation, molecular function: G protein-coupled receptor activity. The transcript is spliced from 5 exons. Lineage: Eukaryota; Metazoa; Arthropoda; Insecta; Hymenoptera; Trichogrammatidae. The record is from RefSeq and is a predicted model, not a curated record. Gene Ontology annotation, cellular component: membrane.
UGUGCCUGCAGAGUAACACGAACCGCUAAGCGAGACGCAUCUCUCGAGCGAGCGAACGAGAUAUAGUGUCUCUGUACCGCUGCGUGUGUGUGCAAGCGGGCCAAUUGUAUCUCUCUCUCUCUCCUCGAGUACACCGGAAGAUUCGCAUUAUUUCUCGCAGCGAUCGAGUGGCCGUUUAAUGUGCUUUGGAGUGGAGUGUGCGUUCGAGUGAGUGAGCGAUCGCGUCUGUGUGUAGAGCUGCUGUGGGGCUCCGAUCUAUUUCUCUGUGUGUGCGCGAGUGCCCAUCCGCCUGUACAUAUAGUAGUGAUCGUUUAAAGUGUCGCCGUGUGCGCUCAGCCGAGCCUUCGGUGCAUAACGUGUAAUAAUAUGCCCCAACGACGACGAAGACGACGACGAUCGUAAUGUCGAUCGCGUGGGUGCUCGGGACAAAGACGAGGUGAAAAAGAUGCCUAUCGACGAGUCGUCGUUGCACGAGGAAACAACAAAAAAAGCAACAACAACGAGAGAAGAGCGUUGCGCAUUACAUUUUGAUAAUUGACCGAUCGUCGCGUGCGCGCCGAUGAUCAUGGUCACGUAAUAAUGACAAUUUACUCGAGCUCAAGGAGCAGCCGUUCGAGCAUCGCAUAGACGAUAGAUAGAUAGAGAGAGAGAGGGGAGAUGAGCGCCAUCGAUAACUACACCUUGGCGCUGGAGGCAUGCGGCAACGGGAGCAGCAGCAGCAGCAGCCAAUGCGACGACGCCUUGUUCAACGUCACCGAGGUCUUGGUCGCGGCGGCGGCGGCGGCCAACAACAACACGACGGAGGACCCGAUGCUGCACUGCAUCAGCGGCGAGGGCGACGCCUUCACGGACUUCGUCGUCUACGGCCUGCUGAUGAACUGCAUCAGUCUGCUGGGCCUGCUCGGCAACUGCAUCACCAUCAUCGUGCUGUCGAGGCCGCAGAUGAGGUCGUCCAUCAAUUACCUGCUCAUCGGCCUGGCCACCUGCGACACGGGACUCAUCGUCUCGUCGGUACUGAUCUACGCGAUACCGGGCCUGACCGACUACACGGGCCUGUUCCACGAGUACAAGCACAACGUGUUCCCGCGCAUCAUACGCUACCUGUUCCCGCUCUCGACGACCUUCCAGAUGGCCACCGUCUACAUCACCCUCACCGUGACGAUGGAGCGCUACGUCGCGGUCUGCCAUCCGCUCAAGGCCAGAUCGCUGUGCACCUACUCGAGGGCCAGGUGGGCCCUCUGCGCCAUCGCCCUGUUCGCCGUCUCCUACAACGUGCCCAAACUCUUCGAAUUGGAAUUCACGGAGACGGUGAACUCGCUGAACAAGACCGUGCCCUGCCUCAUGGCCACGGAGAUGCGCAAGGAUCCGCUCUACAUAGCCAUCUACGUGCACUGGAUGUACUUUUUCGUCUACUACACGUUCCCCUUCGUGCUGAUCGUUAUCUUUAACGGCCUCAUUUACAACAAGGUGCGCACGGCGAAUCGCAAUCUGCGCCUGCUGUCGCACACGCAGCGACGCGAGCUCGGCCUCGCCACGAUGCUGCUCUGCGUCGUGAUCGUCUUUCUGGUCUGCAACAUACUGCCGAUGGUGAGCAACAUCCUCGAGAACACGAGCCACUUCAUACCCCAGUGGAUACUGAUGGCCGGCAACAUCCUCGUCACCUUCAACAGCGGCAUCAACUUCGUCAUCUACGUCAUCUUCGGGCGCAAGUUCAAGCGGAUCUUCCUGAAGCUGUUCUGUCCGGUGUCGGCGGAGACGGGCCUCGACUGCAUGGGCCGGUCGGUGAAUCGCGCCGAGAGCCCCGACCUGCAGACCAACGACGACUCGAUCGCCACGAGCCACAUCGAGCUCAAGACCUCGACCAAGCGCGGACACCACGGCCAUCGUGGCGGCUCGCAGAGAUCCUCGGGUCUGGCUGCCUCCGGCCAGGCCCACCAGCCGUCGCUGCGGGGCGGCGGCGGCCUCAACAACGGCUCGUCGUCGGGCAGAUCGAGCGUCUACUACCCGAGCAACUCGCUCAAGGCCGCCGGCGGCGGCGGCGGCGGUGGCUCGUCGUCCUUUCGCGGCGGCCAUCCCGCCGGCUAUUACAACGGCAAUCAGCAUCAUCACAAUAACAAUCACAUCCAGGGCAGUGGGCUCGUGAUCGAGGACACGGCGUUCUGCUGACCCAAAGCCAGUUCCGGCUCCUUGACCAGCAAAAAGACUACCGUCAAUCCUGUAUAUAUUUAGUACACAGUGCGGAAGUUACUCUGUGCCGCUGUUACGCGACUUUCGCACUGCUGCUGCUGCUGCUGUAUUUAAGUGUACAUAUGAUAAUGUGUCGCAUGAGAAAUCGUUAAGUGUGUCUGUGUGUGUGUGUGUAUAUAUAUAAUAUGACAUAUGUGUGUGAGUAAACCAAGACUUCCAUCGAAUUAUGGUUGACGGCCACAUUGUCCUUGUCGUGACAUGUAUCGACGUUAUCUGCGUCGCAACUUCAAAGCCUCUUCUUCCUUGUCUCCUUUUUUAUCGACGGACGAAAAUCGAAACUCCAGUCUCGACGUUGCACGGAACGCAAAGAGCUGUACGACACGUGACGCAUGAACUGCUCGCCGAGUCUCGCGUGGAUUUAACUUCGAAAAUUGCUUUACUUUUCAAUGAAACGGCUCGAGCUUUUUACAGGUCGACGCGCGAAAGACGACGCAUCAACUCGCAAUGAUAUUUUUUACGUUAUUUCUUCCAUAGCUCCGACGUGGAUCGACGUACGUCGAGCUUUACCUACGACUCUGUAAGGUGUCCGCGUGAGAGCUUUUUUUCACAACACCUCCCAGCUGUCACCACCACCGCGUUAUCGUGAUGAGAUAUAAUUUUUAUGAUUAUCCGAUUUUCAUUUUAAUCGAGUUUACCAGACCAAUUACGGGCGCUUCCUUCGUAUACCGUGGGCUCGGGUAUUGCUGGAUUUUAUCGAGCGUAUAUUUACACUCGUGAAUGUACGGAAUAUUCUUACCGUUGAUAUCGAAGUCGACUCUCGCGCGUACAGCUUCGGUCGAUUACGACUUUGAUUUCGCGCCUCGCUUUCAAAUUCUGUUUCCAUUGUUUUUCUUCUCCGAUUUUUCGACUAAAAUCCACGUAUGGAAUUUGAUAUCGCGCGAUCGAGGGGCUUCUCGUGUUUCGUUGCGCUUCGUUCGAACUUCGUGAGUAUUGCUCGAACGAGUUGAAACGACAGCAAAAAGAGACGCCAAUUAAUAUUGUAUUUAAAUAUUAUUUACGAAUAAUAAUGGUAAUGAUAAUAAUUUUAAGAAGUUGUAAGUCAUCAAUUAAGUGCCUUAGUUCGGCCACGGUAAACUUUUCGAUAUCCUGAAAUAAAUCUGUAAUAUCCUAUAACGAAAAUAUAUUUGGGUCUGUCCACUUACGCAUAUUUAAAUAUCCUGUAGCAAGUGACAUAAUAUAGCCAUCUCCCGUUGUUCUUUCUUGAAUCCACCUUUGAUCUACGUCCUAAAUACCCUUUACCAUGUAUUAUAAUGUUACGUAAUUUAUAGACUUUUCUACUCGCAUACGAGAAUUCGUAUCGCAAAAUGAAGACGAUUUAUUGUAAAUACAUACUAUUGAAAAAUGUUGAGCAUUAAUCCAACGAAAAAUAAAACUGAUAAUGAAUGUGACGGAAAUAAAAUAUAUCUGCAUAUAACUAGAGUUAUAAUUGAUGAUAAUCCUGAUAACGACGGCGAUUCAAAUUGUUUAAGUUUGAGGUAUCCAGUCUAUUAAUACACUUUUGUAAGAGCUUUCUCGUCAAACUUUUGAAGCCAAACUCAAAAAAAAUUGGGAAAAAAAUGUAUCAUAACUUCUUCUUCAGAACAAUUUUAGCUUUAUUAUCAACCAUAAUAGUAAAUCAGGAUUAUUCAUUGAAAACAAUAUAAAUAAAAUGGAUAGUUGUUAAAUAAAAUCUAUAAUUAUAAUGUAAAAACAUAAAAUGGGGAAAAUUCACACUUAAAUCGAAAAAGGGUAGCAUGAAGUAGUGAUUUUAAAAACAUAUUUUCACGGAUUAACUGUAAAUAAAAAUUUAUUUGAUGAAGUUUGGAUCGAGCUGAUGUAUAGAUAAUUGUAGCUAACAUUGAUGAUGUGGUCAUUACUGUAGCAUAAUUCGUUAUGAUUUUUAUAUUUGUCACCGAUGUUAAAAAAAUUAACCUUAAUAUUAGCUUUUCAUAUAAGCUGGCUACAAAGAUUUCCUUUGAAUAAAAUAAUUUUAAAUCCUAAAUAAAUUUUAUUUAACAAAAGAAUCAAUGUAAUUAGCCAUAUUACUUAUGGAGUAAAACUUUGAAAGAAGUACAAUUCAAUCAUACAAAUAAGUUAGUAUUUGCUUGUAAAUAAAUUUCAAGAUGAAAAUAUUGUAAAAAAAAUAUUGUACAUUUUGUUAAAGCGAUGAAUAUCAUUUGAAUCGAUCAUCCAAUGACUCGUGAGAAAAAUACAUAAAACGAGAUUUUCAUGUAUUAAAUAAUUACGUACAUUAAAAU